This is a messenger RNA of Hevea brasiliensis (rubber tree), 1796 nucleotides long. RefSeq lists its product as uncharacterized. The record is from RefSeq and is a predicted model, not a curated record. Bases 113 to 1411 code for a protein of 432 amino acids. The transcript is spliced from 5 exons. Gene Ontology annotation, molecular function: nucleic acid binding; zinc ion binding; RNA-DNA hybrid ribonuclease activity. NCBI's taxonomy places the organism in Eukaryota, Viridiplantae, Streptophyta, Magnoliopsida, Malpighiales, Euphorbiaceae.
AUAAAAUGCUACUUUGACUCCUACUGUUCUUCAUCUUGGUCUUCCUCCUACGCGAGCUUCAAAUCACCCGAUACUAGGAGCAAAAGAUAGCACUACCAUCACAUGUUAAGAGAUGGCUUGGAAAGUUCUCCUUCAGGUUUUGUUUGCUCAAGUCUUCAAUGUUCUUUCCUGGCCUUCAUUUACCUUGCUUUGUCCCUUGUAUGCUUCGUUUUGGGCUAUGGAGAGUGAUUCGCUGGCCAAUAGUCAGCAAUGUCUGACUUUCUGGGUUCUUUUUGCUCUUCUUGCUAUUUUGGAGAAGGCACUUGCUAAGCUUCUACUAUGGCUUCCUUUCUGGCCUUAUGUCAAGGGGGUAGUGACCGUCUUGUUAGUGGUACCUUAUUUUGGUGGUGCUUCUUAUGUUUACAAGUGUUUUGUGAGAACUCAUUCAUUUAAAGUUUCACACAUAUUCUGUUUGAUAUGGAACAUCUUGUUCUUCUCAAUGAGGAAAAGUUUCUCAUUCAGUGGGCAGAACAACUUUGUUGAUGAGAUAGGUAAAAACAUAAUUGUCGAUGGACAAGAAGAACUGCAGAAAUCUAUUGUUUUCCAGGGAACAUUAAAGCCUAAUUAUGACAACACAGAGAGGGAUCGUACACCGAUUAUUUCAAAGAAAGUCCAAAAGGAGUGGAGUUGCUCACUUUGUCUGGUAAGCACUACCAGUGAAAAAUGUUUAAAUAAACACCUGCGAGGUAAGAAACAUAAGGCAAAGCUAGAAGAAGUAAGAGCUGAAGAAUUGGCAUUGAAGUCAACAUACAAUUCGUUUUAUACUGCAUAUAGAAACAAAAGGAUGGUUUUCGUUGGAAACUUGGUCAAUCUUGGAAAGUGGAGCAGGCUAAUAAGCCCUAUCAGACCAAUUAGAUUGUGCAAAUGGGAAAACCCAAAUGUGGGAUGGAUUAAAUUAAAUACCGAUGGAUCUAUAGAUCAAGAAAAUGCUCGUUUUGGUGGUUUGCUUCGUGAUUACAAAGGUGAUGCAAUAUGUGCUUUUGUGUCUAAAGCUCAUCUGGAUGAUAUUUUCUUGGUUGAACUAUGGGCUGUAUGGAGAGGUCUUGUUCUUGCUUUUGGUCUUGGGAUUAAAGCAGUGUGGGUUGAGUCUGACUCUAUGAGUGUUGUGAAAACCAUUAAUGGUGAGCAGUCUCAUAGAAGAAAAGCUGAUAGAUGCUUGAAGCACAUUUGGCUCCUUUUAAAGAAGUUUGAGAACUACCAAGUGUCUCAUUCAUGGAGAGAAACUAAUAAAGCAGCCGAUUUCCUCUCAAAAAUGGUUCUGGAGAAAACUGAUGUAGUAUUAUGGCCUUAUGAUUUUCCUAGUGGCCUUCAAAAUAUCAUCAAGGAUGAUGCUCAAGGAAGGAUAUAUUGCAGACGACAACUUCAGAUUUGAUUUACCUUUGCAUUUCCCACUAAAACUAAAAUGAGAAGGGGGAAAAUCUACAAGAAUAUAAUCAAGGGUGUAAAUACGUGACUUCAUUCAAGAGGAGGUUGGCUUAGGAUUAUUAAAUAUGACUUCAAUUGGCCAUUUACAUGAUCUCUAAUUACUGGAGAAACAAGCAGUAGCAAGCAAUUAAUUUAUUUUUAGCUAGCUAUUUUGUUUGUUAGUUUGCUAGUUCUUGUAAUUUGCUAGUUUUGUUUUUAAUUUAAAACUGACAACGGGCAAACUAGUUCCAUCCUAUUCUUCUUUCUUUCUCCUUUCUUCAUUCUCUGUAACUGUAUCUGGUAUAUCUGCUACUUUUUUCUGAAGUAAUGAGAAAGUUCCAUAUUUCUCUCAA